Messenger RNA from Homalodisca vitripennis (glassy-winged sharpshooter), 2433 nucleotides. RefSeq names its product secretory carrier-associated membrane protein 1-like. The record is from RefSeq and is a predicted model, not a curated record. Gene Ontology annotation, cellular component: recycling endosome membrane; trans-Golgi network membrane. Gene Ontology annotation, biological process: protein transport. Lineage: Eukaryota; Metazoa; Arthropoda; Insecta; Hemiptera; Cicadellidae. The transcript is spliced from 11 exons. The coding region runs from base 145 to 1242 and encodes 365 amino acids.
UAUUACGUUACGUGAUCGGUUUGCUUAGAGCUGUCAGGGAUCCAGAUGUUUUUUGUGUAAUGUUAUUGAUGUUGGCAAAUUAUCGACAUUUUCAUGCUGUUAUUUGAGUUAUUUUAUUAAUAUUUUGGAUAUAAUAAAUUUACAAUGUCUGGAUUCGACGAAAAUCCUUUUGGUGAACCAACAGUUGACAAUCCUUUUGCGGACCCCAGCGUCACGCAAGUCACAAAACAGACUACCAAUGCCCACAAGGGGCUUGAAGAUUACAACCCCUUCGCAGACCAGGCACCACAACGCAAUGCUGGGCCGGUGAGAGGUGCGGCCAACCCGCCCUACCAGCCCUCGUCGCAGCCCGCCAUCAUGCAGCCCACACAGGAGAUCAACCCCCCGCCAUCGUACACCAAGACCGCACAGCAAACACAGCCGCAGCAGCUGUCGGCUGCCGAGUUCCAGGCUGAGUUGGACCGCAGGCAGGAGGAGCUGGAGAGGAAAGCUGCAGAGCUGGCCAGGAGAGAAGAGGAGCUCAGAAAUGCACCCUACAACGUAAGAAGAAACAACUGGCCUCCUCUACCAGAGAACAACAUAUUUGGUCUCCAGCCUUGCUUCUAUCAAGACAUCAAUGUGGAGAUUCCGCCAGAGUUUCAAGGCAUCGUGCGUAACCUCUACUACCUAUGGAUGUUCCACUCCAGCCUGAUGGUCCUGAAUGUGUUUGGUGGCCUGCUGCUGUUCCUGCACACCCACCAGUUUGGCACAUUCGGUGUUGGUGUGAUCUACGCCAUCCUCUUCACCCCAUUCUCCUUCGUCUGCUGGUAUCGUCCUGUCUACAAAGCUUUCAGGAGUGACAGCUCUUUCAACUUCAUGGUGUUCUUUUUCAUAUUUUUCUUCCAGUUCAUCAUCACCAUUUUCCAAGCCUUGGGCAUGAGUGGAGCUGGAACCUGCGGCUUAGCCACGGCUCUAAGCACUUUUGACGGCACCCCCGCCGGCACCAUCAUCGGCAUCUUCCUGCUGCUGAUUGCCGGGGGUUUCUGUUCCGCAGCUUUCAUCGAUUUCUUGCUGCUGGCUAAGGUGCACCGUAUCUAUCGCUCAACAGGAGCAAGUUUCGCUAAGGCUCAGCAGGAGUUCACAUCAGAGAUCAUGCGCAACCAGCACGUGCGAGACGCAGCCGGCAACGUUGUCAGUGCAGCUGUGCAGAGCCAGUUCAACAAUCCACAGCAGCCGGUGCGCAGCCCCUCCUCCAGAUACUAAUCGGCAAGUGAUUUCGAGCCAAUUCUAUAUUAACUACUAAAUGACGAUACAUCUCUGAAAAUUAUUGUCCAGUAUGUCAACAUGAUCGGGCGGGGCCUCCGCGGUCUUCGCUCUUAAUAUUAAUAUGUGUUAGUCAAUAAACACUUUAAAGAUUUAUUUCAUUGAGAGUAAAGGAAAAAAUCUUGAAUUUUAAUGCUAUUUUGAAUUCUAUAGUAUAUAUUUUCUAUUUCUAUUUUUUUAGUAGGCCUAGCAUUAAGUAUGUUCCAAGUACGACUUUAGUCUCUUAUAUUUAGUAUAUUAUUAUCGAAUAAUCUGUUGUAACAUAUUUAAUUAAUUAAUCCAAAGAUGAAUUUAAACAUAUUGUACAACUCGUAAUUGUUAGGCUGGGAUGUACUUAUGAACGAUUCUGCGCUUGGCUUUUAAAGACAGUGUAACGUGACUGAGGUAAAGAAAUUGUUUUGUAAAUUAUCUUCUUUAGGUCUUUGUUAAAAUGGUUAGUUUAUGACACUAUGUUUAAAUGACUCUUGUUUUUUACUAUGUUUCUUUUUAUGUGGACAGCUUUAAAUAACAUGUUUUUGAUACAUAGAAACCUAAAUAGGCGAUCAAUUAUUGUUCCAAUUCUCUUAGAGGGAUUAGUUUAAUUUUACAUUUAUUUUUUUUUUUAGUCUUUCCUUAUAGUAAUGAUCUCUCGUGCAAGUCAUUAAAGAAUAAGGCUGACAAAUCAUAGUGAAAACCUAUAGUAGCAAAUUGUAACACCCUCGAAUUGUUUCCCUCGUUUCUAAACACAUCCGUGCCAUUUCGUACAGAAAAUAUACGUGUAUAAAUAUUGACAAAGCUUGAUAUAUAAUAUAUAAUAAUGCUGUACAAAUUUGGCAAUCACUAUAUAAACGAAUAUACAUAUAUGUAUUAAGUGAAAUUGUUAUUGUAUAACGAAUGGACUUGUUUAGAAUUAUAAACAUACGCAAGGUGUGUUUUAUUAACAUCAACGCCUGACUUGUGUAUAUACGAUGUUACUAUCUGUUCACUAUCACUUUGAUAUGCUUUGCUGUUUCGCCUUUUGUAAAUCAAAUACACUUAGUCACCUGUUAUUUAUUUAGGUUAUUUUAGGUUGUUCAAACACCUGUUUCACUGACUAUUUUGUUGUCACCCUAACUGUGUUUUUUAUUAUAAAAUAUAUAUUGCUAAAAAUCA